Messenger RNA from Sporisorium graminicola, 2301 nucleotides. RefSeq lists its product as uncharacterized. NCBI's taxonomy places the organism in Eukaryota, Fungi, Basidiomycota, Ustilaginomycetes, Ustilaginales, Ustilaginaceae. Gene Ontology annotation, molecular function: cystathionine gamma-synthase activity; pyridoxal phosphate binding. The coding region runs from base 1 to 2301 and encodes 766 amino acids. The transcript has a single exon. Gene Ontology annotation, biological process: transsulfuration. The record is from RefSeq and is a predicted model, not a curated record.
AUGCAGUCCGCACCGCUUCCCGCGCCACCGGUGCCCUCCAUCGGCGCAGAGGCGUGCAAAAAGGACUACGCGGUCGGCACAUCGAUCCCCGCCAACCUUCCGCACGCCGUGUCGGUCUCGCUGCCUCUUUGGAGCGACAACAUUGACUACGAAGAGGGUCGGCUCACCAAUUCCAUGGAAACGGGCUACCCUCGUUUCUUCAUUCAUCGAACCAUUCAGCGCCUCGCCAGCUUGCUUUGCAAGAAGUUCGCCAAACCCAAUGAGGCAUGCAUUCUCUUCCCCUCUGCUAAGAUUGCUGAACGAUGCCGAGACUUUAUGCGCGCUCAGUCGGCAAGUGCUACUCCGCUUCCGAUCCGCAUCGUGCGCUUCUCGAUGCUCGAGCAUUCGGUCCCCAGCGCUGCCGGCACAGGAGCAGGCGGGGCCAGCUCGAGCACGGCUGAACACGUUUCUGAUCAGUUGGAUGCUACUCAUUUUCAAGCUUCGAGCACCACGGCUCACUACAUCUUCAUCGUCUUCUUCCCCCAGGACGUAUUCCCACUGGCAAAGAGCUACUGGCAACACACGGGCGAUGGCAUCUCGAGCAGGCAGGCCGAACGAUGCCUUUCGCUACUCGAACAGUCCAAGAGCGCCGAGCAGGAGGUGGCGGCAAAGGCUGAGGCCUCUGCCAAUGAUGCUGCUUCCCCCACUGCCAACGGAGCGUCGCAAGACGACAUCUACAAGAAGCCCUCAUCGACAGCGUCGGCAGGCAAGCGCUUCUACAACCGCUACACACGCACCAACAGCGCUGCUUCUGGAGUCCUUGCCAACAACGCUUCCACGCCUUCGCCCACCUCUAGUCUGCCUCAGACGCCUUCCAGCAGUGGCAUCCUGCAGCGCCCUUCUACCGCAGACACCGACGACGCCGUGUCUUCAGCCCUCUCUGCAAGCGUCUCGAGCCGCUCUGGCGUCCAUGCCGCCACCACUGCGCGUUCCUCCUCCGCCUCUGCUACGCCGCUCGAACAGGGAGAUGACCUUGUCACUUACGUCGAGGAACGGUACGGGCGCAACCUCCCGCUUUCGUCGGCCGCGUCUGCGAAACUCGCUCUGCGUCGCCGAAUCGCGGGCACCCUGCUGUCGGAUCGCAGCGAAGAGUCGGCCACCAAAGCUCCUGGCGACCAGGUCGGUGAGACCGGUAGAACGGGCACUGGCGUAACGGAGGACGACGUUUUCCUCUUUCCUUGUGGAAUGAGCGCCAUCUUCCACGCUCAUCAGGUCGCUAUGCGUGCCGCUCCUAAGCUGUUGAACGGUAGCACGUCUGAGCGCCAGGUCGGCAAAAGCAUCUGCUUCGGCUUCCCGUAUACCGACACACUCAAGAUCCUUGAGAAGUUCGGUCCCGGCUGCCACUUUUACGGUCUCGGCGUCGACGACGAUCUCAGCUCCCUCGAGCAGCUGCUCCAAGCCCACUCGUCCACUUCGACACCCAUCCUCUCGCUGUUCUGCGAAUUUCCAUCGAAUCCGUUGCUGCGAUCUCCCAACCUGCCGCGCAUCCGCGAGCUCGCAGACCGGUACAACUUGCUGGUGUGCAUCGACGAGACGAUCGGCAACUUUGUCAAUGUCGAAGUGCUGCCCUAUGCCGACAUGCUCGUCAGCUCGCUGACCAAAGUCUUUUCGGGCGACGCCAAUGUCAUGGGUGGCAGCCUGGUGCUCAACCCACAUGGUCCACACUACCGCACCCUGCGCGAGACGCUGCAGGCGCACUACGAGGACACGUACUUCGACGAAGAUGCCGUCUACAUGGAACGCAACUCGCGCGACUUUAUCCGGCGCAUCGUGCGUAUCGACAGCAACACCCGUGCAGUCACGCAGAUGCUCUGGCGCGAAAAGCUCGGCCUCGGCGCCUACCCGGGUGUGGUCAAGGACCUGUACUACCCCAAGUACCAGACGCGCGAGAACUAUGACAUCGCACGCCGUAAGAAGGCCUUCACCACCCUGGGCCACAUGGAUGCGUCUGCGGAUGACGAUGGACAGGGCGGCUACGGCGGCCUGUUCUCCGUGACCUUCCACAGCGAGGCCGCCAGCUCGGCCUUCUACGACACGCUCCAGUGCGCAAAGGGCCCUAGUCUGGGCACCAACCUCACUCUCGCGUGCCCCUACACCAUCCUCGCCCACUACGGCGAACUCGACUGGGCGGCUCAGUACGGCGUAGAGCGCGGCCUGGUCAGGGUCAGCGUAGGGCUCGAGGACGAGGCGUUUUUGCUCAGCAUGUUUACGCAGAGCCUCAAGGCUGCUUCCCUCGCUGAAUCCGGUUCUGCCGCACAAUAG